GGAUAUUCAACUCCUUUGUUUACACUGAGAAAAUCUCAAAUGGAGAAAGUGAAGUACAGCAGCUGGCCAAAAAAAUCCGAGAGAAGUUCAACCGUUACUUGGAUGUGGUCAACCGGAACAAGCAAGUUGUAGAAGCGUCCUAUACAGCUCACCUGACCUCUCCCCUCACUGCGAUUCAAGACUGCUGUACUAUCCCACCCUCCAUGAUGGAAUUCGAUGGGAACUUCAAUACCAAUGUAUCUAGAACAAUUAGUUGUGAUCGACUUUCUACUACUGUGAAUAGCCGGGCCUUCAAUCCAGGACGAGACUUAAAUUCAGUUCUUGCAGACAACCUGAAAUCCAACCCUGGAAUCAAGUGGCAGUAUUUCAGUUCGGAAGAGGGGAUAUUCACUGUCUUCCCAGCACACAAGUUCCGGUGUAAGGGCAGCUAUGAGCAUCGCAGUAGACCUAUCUACGUCUCGACAGUCCGGCCGCAGUCCAAGCACAUAGUAGUGAUCCUGGACCACGGGGCCUCCGUCACCGACACCCAGCUCCAGAUCGCCAAGGAUGCCGCCCAGGUCAUCCUCAGCGCCAUCGACGAACACGAUAAGAUCUCAGUGCUGACUGUGGCAGACACGGUGAGGACCUGCUCCCUGGACCAGUGCUACAAGACGUUCCUGUCUCCAGCCACCAGUGAGACCAAAAGGAAGAUGUCCACCUUCGUCAGCAGCGUCAAAUCUUUGGACAGUCCUACCCAGCACGCCGUGGGAUUUCAAAAGGCAUUUCAGCUGAUUCGGAGCACAAACAACAACACAAAGUCCCAAGCAAAUACAGACAUGGUCAUCAUUUACCUGUCGGCUGGCCUCACAUCAAAGGAAGAAGAUAAAAAGGCGACGCUCCGUAUCAUCAAUGAAGAAAAUAGCUUUCUAAACAACUCCGUGAUGAUUCUCACCUAUGCCCUCAUGAACGAUGGGGUGACUGGUUUGAAAGAGCUGGCUUUUCUGAGAGAUCUGGCUGAACAGAACUCAGGAAAGUAUGGCGUGCCGGACCGGACAGCCUUGCCCGUGAUUAAGGGCAGCAUGAUGGUGCUGAACCAGCUGAGUAACCUGGAGACCACAGUCGGCAGGUUCUAUACCAACCUUCCCAACAGGAUGAUCGAUGAAGCUGUCUUUAGCCUCCCCUUCUCCGAUGAGAUGGGAGAUGGUUUGAUAAUGACAGUGAGUAAACCCUGUUAUUUUGGAAACCUACUUCUGGGAAUUGUAGGUGUGGACGUGAACCUGGCUUACAUCCUUGAAGAUGUGACGUAUUACCAAGACUCUUUGGCUUCCUAUACUUUUCUCAUAGAUGACAAAGGAUAUACACUUAUGCACCCAUCUCUUACCAGGCCAUAUUUACUAUCAGAACCCCCUCUUCACACUGACAUCAUUCAUUAUGAAAAUAUCCCAAAAUUUGACUUGGUUCGGCAAAAUAUUCUAAGCCUCCCUCUGGGCAGUCAGAUUAUCGCAGUGCCUGUGAACUCAUCCCUGUCCUGGCACAUAAACAAGCUGAGAGAGACCGGGAAGCAGGCGUACAACGUUAGCUACGCCUGGAAGAUGGUACAAGACACUUCCUUUAUUCUCUGUAUUGUGGUGAUACAACCAGAAAUACCUGUCAGACAACUGAAGAACCUCAACACCGUGCCCAGCAGCAAGCUGCUGUACCACCGGCUGGACCUCCUGGGCCAGCCCAGUGCUUGCCUCCACUUCAAACAGCUGGCCACUCUAGAGAGUCCAACCGUCAUGCUGUCUGCUGGCAGCUUUUCCUCCCCCUACGAGCACCUCAGCCAGCCCGAGACAAAGCGCAUGGUGGAGCACUACACAGCCUACCUCAGUGACAACACCCGCCUCAUUGCCAACCCGGGGCUCAAAUUCUCUGUCAGAAAUGAAGUAAUGGCUACCAGCCACGUCACAGAUGAAUGGAUGACACAAAUGGAAAUGAGUAGCCUGAACACUUACAUUGUCCGCCGUUACAUAGCAACGCCCAAUGGCGUCCUCAGAAUUUAUCCUGGUUCCCUCAUGGACAAAGCAUUUGAUCCCACUAGGAGACAAUGGUAUCUCCAUGCAGUAGCUAAUCCAGGGUUGAUUUCCUUGACUGGCCCUUACUUAGAUGUUGGAGGAGCUGGCUACGUGGUGACUAUUAGCCAUACAAUUCAUUCAUCCAGUACACAGAUGUCUUCUGGUCACACUGUGGCUGUGAUGGGCAUUGACUUCACGCUUAGAUACUUCUACAAGGUUCUGAUGGACUUAUUGCCUGUUUGUAACCAAGAUGGCGGCAACAAAAUAAGGUGCUUCAUCAUGGAGGACAGGGGCUACCUGGUGGCACAUCCGACCCUCAUUGACCCCAAAGGCCACGCGCCUGUGGAACAGCAGCACAUCACCCACAAGGAGCCCCUGGUAGCAAAUGACAUCCUGAACCACCCCAACUUCGUCAAGAAAAACUUGUGCAACAGCUUCAGUGACAGGACAGUACAGAGGUUUUACAAGUUCAACACUAGCCUUGUGGGGGAUUUGACGAACCUUGUGCACGGCAGCCACUGUUCUAAGUACAGACUGGCCAGGAUCCCAGGAACCAACGCGUUUGUGGGCAUUGUCAACGAAACGUGCGACUCCCUUGCCUUCUGUGCUUGUAGCAUGGUGGAUCGACUCUGCCUCAACUGUCACCGAAUGGAACAAAACGAAUGUGAAUGUCCCUGUGAGUGCCCUCUGGAGGUCAAUGAGUGUACUGGCAACCUCACCAAUGCAGAAAACCGAAACCCAAGCUGCGAGGUCCACCAGGAGCCGGUGACAUACACAGCUACAGACCCUGGCCUGCAAGAUGCUCUUCACCAGUGUGUCAACAGCAGGUGCAGUCAGAGGAUGGAGAGCGGGGACUGCUUUGGUGUGCUGGACUGCGAGUGGUGCAUGGUGGACAGCGAUGGAAAGACUCACCUGGACAAAGCCUACUGUGCGCCCCAGAAAGAAUGCUUUGGGGGGAUUGUGGGAGCCAAAAGUCCCUACGCUGAUGACAUGGGAGCCAUAGGUGAUGAGGUGAUCACAUUGAACAUGAUUAAAAGUGCCCCCGUGGGCCCCGUGGCCGGAGGCAUCAUGGGGUGCAUCAUGGUGCUGGUCCUCGCCGUGUACGCCUACCGCCAUCAGAUUCACCGCCGGAGCCAUCAGCACAUGUCUCCUCUGGCCGCUCAAGAAAUGUCAGUGCGUAUGUCCAACCUGGAGAAUGACAGAGAUGAAAGGGACGACGACAGCCACGAAGACAGAGGCAUCAUCAGCAAUACUCGGUUUAUAGCCGCGGUCAUGGAGCGGCACGCACACAGUCCGGAGAGGAGGCGUCGCUACUGGGGCCGCUCGGGAACCGAGAGUGAUCAUGGCUACAGCACGAUGAGCCCACAGGAAGACAGUGAAAACCCUCCGUGCAACAAUGACCCCUUGUCCGCAGGGGUCGACGUGGGGAACCACGAUGAGGACUUGGACCUGGACGCCCCGCCGCAGACCGCGGCCCUCCUAAGUAACAAGUUCCACCACUACCGCCUGCCCCACCCCACGCUCCAUCACAGCCACCACCUCCAGGCGGCCGUGACCGUGCACACCGUGGAUGCGGAGUGCUAACCACCCCGCACCUCCGUGAGAAGACGGGAGCUGGGAGGUGCAGGGCGCUCCGGAGAGGGAAAGAGCCAGCCUAACACCCACAGCAAGAAACCCCUUGCAUUUGGGCUUGGUCCAGAGUGAUCGAACUCAUGUCCAGCCUGCGAAUACAUUGGAGAAGGAGAGAAACAACCCGAUCGCACUUGGGAAGGUGCCCGGCUGGUUCUGCCACGGAGGGGAAAUUAGCCUGAUAAACGAGCCGGCCGUGACCCACACGGAAUGGAACUGAAGGCAAACCUCCAAACACAGAGACAGAACCUACACAGGAAACAUCGGGAGCCUUCGUUAAGCUGAGCUAGAGGAAUGUGCUGAGGAGCCAGAAACGCUCGGCUCUCCUUAACCGGACGGGACGGGACGGGGCGAGAGAAAAAUGCGCUCCAGCGGAGCCGGGGAAUGUGGCACGGCCCGUCCUGGGAGCAGCGUGUGCGCUGAAGACUUCGCUUUGCUCCUCGGCGGUACCCAGCCACCACGAUUGCCGUAGGGGACUUGUGUGAAGCUCUACAUGAUGCAUCUCAAGAUUUCUAAGCAAAGGAUUAUUUUUCUACUAUUUAUUGAACUUGCAAACAUUCUCAAACUUUGGGGGAAAGAAAAGGAAGCACAUGAGAAGUUUUCGGCAGUGAUCCCUAGCUGUGUUGUGUGUGAUGAAGUGGUUCUUUGACUAAGGAGUUCUAUUUCUUAUUUAACUGAUCUCACCCCCCCCCCCCCCGCCCCACUCAGCAAAUGGGAAAAUGAAGAAAUCUUUCUCUCUGACAUGUUUACAUCCAUUUCCUUUAGACCAUCAUUUCAUGGACACACAUACCUUGGUUAGUAGUACAGUACAGUAUUCUUUCUCUGGGUUUGACAGAGGUGGGGAGGGGCAGAGAAAUCCUAGAAACUUAUAAGGAAAAUUGUGUUCCUUUUUAACACAAUCCCACUCCCCAUGCGAUGCUUUUCUUGGGUUUCUAGGAAACCUCCUGACACAACCCCAGCCUUCUAGCGAAGGGAGGUUGUGUUUCCUUCUCCUUGUUUCAGAGACGAGAAAUUUGAAAAUGUCCUAUUUUGAUUCUGAGAAUAUUGAAUGCAUAAAGGAAGAAGUUUUUAAAAUUGGAAAUUUGGAUUGUGCGUGAGAGAUUUCUUUUGACAUCAUCGUUCAGAGCUGCUGCCGGGUAUGCGGGAAGUUGCCCGCCAAGCUGCUUGGUGACGUACUCAGAGAUGAACGAGAUCGGGCUACGAGAACAUGGCGUUGUGAGUUGAAAGUAGUGUUCCAAUGACAGUGAUGUAUUUUAGAUUCACCCGUUGUGAUUCCAAUAUGAUAUAAAGACAUUCUUGCACCGUGUGUGUGGUAAAUCUCCGUUUAUGUGUAGUUGGAAAAAAGUCACUGAAUAAUGUUUUCAUGAUAGGGUAUUAUGAUAUAAUGUUUUUUUUAAAUAAAUAAAAAAAGGCUCGUCCGCAGUACCGGAAGCAAACUACGUGUGCUAUCAGGAAAUCCCUUCGUACUGUGUAUGAAAUGGCAGUCUAGUGGAAUAAACUGUAUGAAUGGACAGUGUUCAUGGUUAUAGUGAUUUGUUCAUGUACCACUGCUCGUGCCUCCAGGCAAGGUGCGUUCCCCCUUUGUGCCCUAGCGGAUGGGUCGCCAGGCUGAAAGCAGGCCUCCUUGCUAGGCUGUAGUCAAGGUCAGGGGCUCCUGGACCAUCUUGAAUAUGCAAAGAAAUUUUAAGAAUGUAAUGGGAUAAAAUGAGAAGCCAAUAUUUUAAUGUGUGUGGGACGUAGCUCCCCUUCCUGAGCAUCUGAAUCAGUGUCAUUAAUAAUGAAUAAAUGGUUGUUCUUGAACUGCUGGAGAGAAUGGAUGGCUUUCCUGACUUCCCGGAAAAUUAAACCUCUCCUUGGAAUACUGGGGUUGUGUGUUUUUUCUAAAGUGAAGAGCCUUCGUGUUAUGACACUAGUUUCUUGAUGGGGAGUGAGGGGGAGGGGAACUUGGUGUUUCUAAGGAAAGAAUCACAAGACUUAGAGCUUAAAAAUAAAAAAUGGUACAGCCUACUCAAACAUAA
Messenger RNA from Myotis lucifugus (little brown bat), 5680 nucleotides. It is a transcript of the gene CACHD1, whose product is annotated as cache domain containing 1. Gene Ontology annotation, molecular function: voltage-gated calcium channel activity. Gene Ontology annotation, cellular component: voltage-gated calcium channel complex. Bases 204 to 3617 code for a protein of 1137 amino acids. The transcript is spliced from 26 exons. Lineage: Eukaryota; Metazoa; Chordata; Mammalia; Chiroptera; Vespertilionidae. The record is from RefSeq and is a predicted model, not a curated record.